UAACCUAAACAGUUAAGUAUAGUCUAGUGACUUCAUUCAUCAAUUAUUAUUGAAUUGCGCAGUGUGUUGGGACGACGUAUCUGCAGAAACAAAUAGGAAACCGUCUCGCUUGUAAAUCCCCUUAAACUGUAAAUUUGAAUUGCUACGUAGAGAUGACAUAGCACGUUUGACAAAUCUAUUACUUCACUUUGAUAACGUUGCAGUAUUUAUCAGGUAACUACCGUGUCACCAUGAAUCGAAUAAUAAUAUUUGGGGCUACUGGGAAUACAGGAUUAUGUGCUUUAAAUGAUGCUGUAAAGAAAGGAUUAAAAGUAAGAGCAUUCGUGAGAGAUGAAAACAAAAUCCCGACAAAUUUGAAAGAUAAAAUAGAAACAUUUGUUGGGGAUGUUACUAAUGCUGAACAAGUAUCAGAUGCAAUAUCUGAUAGAGAUGGGGUGGUUGUUGUCCUUGGUACAAGAAAUGAUUUAAGUCCUACUACAGUGUUAUCUCAGGGUAUGAAAAAUAUAAUAGAUGCUAUGAGAACCCAUAAUGUAAAAGUGGUAUCUGUUUGUUUGUCUGCAUUCUUAUUCUAUAAACCUGAAGCAGUGCCUGCUAUAUUUAAGGACUUAAAUGCAGAUCAUCAACGUAUGUUUGAUCUACUCAAGGCAAGCGAAUUUCAGUGGAUUGCCGUAUUACCGCCACAUAUUGCUGAUGCACCAAGUUCGAAGUAUGUAAUCAAGCACGAUGAAUCUCCAGGUCGUGCUAUUUCUAAAUAUGAUUUAGGUGCUUUCCUUGUCGAAAGCCUUCAGAAAGCAGAACAUUAUCAGAAAGUUUGUGGUAUAGCAACUGCUUCUUAGUAUAAUUUGACACAUGAUCAUACAUGAAUAAAAAUUAUUUUAAUGUUAUCUUUGGAUAAUCUAUUAAAUUAGAUAAAGGUAAUUACA
Megalopta genalis is the source of this 923-nucleotide messenger RNA. Its product is annotated as flavin reductase (NADPH). NCBI's taxonomy places the organism in Eukaryota, Metazoa, Arthropoda, Insecta, Hymenoptera, Halictidae. Gene Ontology annotation, molecular function: biliverdin reductase [NAD(P)H] activity; riboflavin reductase (NADPH) activity. The record is from RefSeq and is a predicted model, not a curated record.